Messenger RNA from Necator americanus (New World hookworm), 870 nucleotides. RefSeq lists its product as uncharacterized. The record is from RefSeq and is a predicted model, not a curated record. Gene Ontology annotation, molecular function: oxidoreductase activity. The transcript is spliced from 7 exons. NCBI's taxonomy places the organism in Eukaryota, Metazoa, Nematoda, Chromadorea, Rhabditida, Ancylostomatidae. Bases 1 to 870 code for a protein of 289 amino acids.
AUGACCUCUGCAAGAGACUAUGUGAAGGAGAAGAUGCCCUUACUGGGCUUUGGAACUUAUCAGAUACGUAAAGAAUCGACCUUACAUGACGUCGUCGACGCCGCUCUUUCAUGUGGCUAUCGUUUUUUCGACACUGCUCAGAUAUACGGUAAUGAGGCUGCACUUGGUAGGAUAUUCAAGGAACUUUUGCCGAAAUACGACUUGAGAAGAGAAGACAUCUUUAUCACUUCUAAAGUGUCUCCGGCUAAUCAAGGCACAGACCUCGCCAGAAAAUCUAUUGAAAAGUCCUUAGAGAAGCUCCAGACUGACUACAUUGACCUAAUGCUGAUACAUUGGCCUGGAACCAGCAAAAAAGCUGCUGACGACAAAAACAACCCCUUAAGGCGAAAACAAACCUACGAAGUUUUGGAGGAUUUUCAUGAGUCGGGCGAAAUUCGAGCGAUUGGCGUGUCUAACUACGAAAUUCGACAUUUAGAAGAACUGCUCGAACACUGCAAAAUUCGUCCCGCUGUGAAUCAGGUGGAAUUUCAUCCACAUUUCCACCAACUUGACCUUUUGGAGUUCUGCAGAAUGAAUGAUAUCCAUUUCCAGGCAUAUAGCAGCUUCGGUGGUCCGGACUAUCGUGAUAAACUCUUCAACGAUCCUGAAGUGCAACGAUUAGCUGAAAAAUACAACAUCGAAGUUCCACAAUUUCUGUUGGCAUGGACUAUAUCGCAGUCCAUCAGUGUCCUUCCUCGUUCUACAAAUCCUGAGCGAGUCGUUUCAAAUUUUAAAGCGCUAGACGUAAAAAUAUCGUCAGAUGAUGUACAAAAACUGCUCAACAAUGAAAAAUGUCAUAAGGCAUGUUGGGAUCCGACGGUUGUUGUGUGA